UGAAGAUGGAAGUUUCAAAAUCAACAGAUGAAGGCCUAAUGCCCAAAACGUCAACUCUCCUGUUCCUCGGAUGCUGCCUGACCUGCUGUGCUUUUCCAGCGCCGCACUAACUGACUCUGACUCUCCAGCGUCUGCAGUCCUUACUUUGACGUCCAUGUCUGACAGUCAUUCAAUCCAUCGGGACCGCAACAGUUUUCAACUAUGAUUCUGUGAGAAGGAGCAAAGCUUUUUGGUUCCUGUUUGGGUACGUUUUCAGCAUCAGUGGGACUGGAUGAGAGACCCUACCGUUGCAGUGCACUGAGUGAGGAGCGUGUAACAGCUAUACGGUUUGGAAAGAGGAAUUCACGGUGGAGAGAAGCCCCACAUGCGUUUGUGUGGGGCUGAAGCUUCGGCCAUGGAGAAACCCGAGGAAUCCCACCCUGUGGAGAAACCAUGGAAGUGUGGCGACUGUGGGAAAGGCUUGUUUCCCGUCUGCCCUGGGGACCCAUUGGCGCAGUCACACUGGGGAGAGGCCGUUCCCCUGCCCUGACUGUGGGAAGGGCUUCAGCAAUUCCUCCAACCUCCAGACCCACCAGUGGAUCCACAUGGGGGAGAGGCCCUUAAGCUGCCCCGAGUGCGGGAAGGCCUUUACCCAAGCCGCCUCCUUGCUGACCUCCCAGCGGAUCACUUGGCAUUGCAGGGGGAUUGAAAGAAAGACGGCCGAGUGUCUUUACCAACUGGACUAUCAACCCAGUUCCAGUGGCUCCCGAGUUCGAUUCCCACCGCGACAGAUGGUGGAAUUGGAAUUUGGUCAGAAGUCUGGAGUUCAGAAUCUAAUGGUGAAACCAUUGUCGGUGGGGUGGGGGCGGAAGAAAACCCCCAUCUGAUUCACUCAGUUCUUUUUUAGAGAAGACUUGAGUGGGUAUUAGAGCAGUCGUCCCAGCUGCAUCAUUUACACGGUCUGGCCUACACGUGACUCCAGACCCACAGUAGUCUGGUUGACUCUACGCUGCUCAUCCAACUUACUUGGAUACAGGUUGAAAUUGCUGAGUGAGGCAAUACUUCCUCCAGGUUAAGGAUAUACCAAGGAUCCAAUUACAAAGGGACAACUCAGUGGUGACCAAUAAUGAAGAAAGUGAGGGGUUGCACUUUGACCUUGAGCUGUUUUUAAAAAAUUGCUACUUUUUCUACGCCUUUCUGCUGGGAGAUUCUGAAGCUGUAACAAAGUUGGGUCACAAUAAAGAUUACCUGAACUUCACACUGAGCUCAGACUCUCAAUGACAGCUUUAAACUGCAACAGGCUUUUGGUUUAAAACUGCUGAUUUCUUACAGGAGAAAGUGAGAACUGCAGAUGCUGGAGAUCAGGGUCAAGAUUAGAGUGAUGCUGGCAAAGCACUGCAGGUCAGGCAGCGUCCGAGGAGCAGGAAAAUCGACAUUUCGGGUUUAUUCCAGACUGCAACGUCCUUACUCUGUCAACCAUCUGUGAAUAAGUGUUUGUGGCAGUCCUUGCAAACCCCGGAACCCUAUCCAGGACAAGCAUCUAAAUAGGAAGCAGGAGGCAACAGCUUCGCUUCACUUGGAAGUCACCACUGAUGAUGUUACCUAGCCAGAGCACAGUAGCGUCUCGACAUACGAACAAACCCGUUCAUGUACAAAUCGGUUUACGAACAGGAGCGUACGUAAAAUUUUGCUUCAACGUACGUACGAAAUUCAAGGUAUGAACACAAAAGCUCUCGGGCCCCGCGUGAUCUCAUUCAGUUCAUCUUUGGCGUGUGCGCUGUGAACAGCCAUCCAACCAUUCUUACGCUAUCCGAACAAUGGGAAAAGUUAAUUCAGUUCGCGAACUCUUCGGAUUAAGUUCAUAAGUCGAGGCGCUACUGUAUUUGAAAAUCUGAAGGCGGAAGUUUCAACAUCAACAGAUGAAGGGCUUAAGCCCGAAACGUUGACUCUCCUACUUCUCGGAUGCAGCCUCACCUGCUGUGCUUUUCCAGCGCCACACUUUUCAAUACUGACUCUCCAGUGUCUGCAGUCCUCACUUUGACGUCAAUGUCUGACAGUCACUCAAUCCAUCGGGACCGCAACGGUUUUCAUCUAUGAUUCUGUGAGAAGGAGCAAAGCUUUUUGGUUCCUGUCUAAGUACGUUUUCAGCAUCAGCGGGACUGGAUGAGAGACCCGACCAUUGCAGUGCACUGAGUGUGGAGCCUAAAAUAACUAUACAGCCUGGAAAGAGGAAUUCACAGCAGGGAGUGGCUCCACACUUCGGCCAUGGAGAAACGCGAGGAAUCCCACCUCUUGGAGAAACCAUGGAAGUGUGGUGACUGCGGGAAAGGCUUCCGUUUUCCAUCUUCCCUGGAGAUUCAUCGGCGUAGUCACACCGGGCAGAGGCCAUUCACCUGCCCAGUCUGUGGGGAGGCCUUCAGAUAUUCCUCCACCCUGCUGACCCACCAGCGGAUCCACACGCGGGAGACGCCCUACAGCUGCCCCGAGUGCGGGAAGGCCUUUAUCCAGGUCUCUGGACUGCUAAACCACCAGUGUGUCCACACAGGGGAGAGGCCGUUCAGGUGCCCAGACGCAAGGAAGGCCUUCAGCAAUUCCUCCUCUCUGCUGAGGCACCAGCGGAUCCACACGGGGGAGAGGCCCUUCAGCUGCCCCGAGUGCAGGAAGGCCUUCAGCAAUUCCUCUGCCCUGCUGAGCCACCAGCGGGUCCAGACGGGGGAGAGGCCCUUCAGCUGCCCCGAGUGCAGGAAGGCCUUCAGCAAUUCCUCUGCCCUGCUGAGCCACCAGCGGAUCCACACGGGGGAGAGGCCAUUCAGCUGCCCCGAGUGCAGGAAGGCCUUCAGCAAUUCCUCUGCCCUGCUGAGCCACCAGCGGGUCCACACAGGGGAGAGGCCCUUCAGCUGCCCCGAGUGCAGGAAGGCCUUCAGCAAUUCCUCCGCCCUGCUGAACCACCAGCGGGUCCACACAGGAGAGAGGCCCUUCAGCUGCCCCGAGUGCAGGAAGGCCUUCAGCAAUUCCUCCGCCCUGCUGACUCACCGGAGGGUCCACACGGGGGAGAGGCCCUUCAGCUGUCCUGAGUGCGGGAAGGCCUUUACCCGCUCCUCCCACCUGCUGAGGCACCAGCGGGUCCACACGGGGGAAGAGGCCCUUCAGCUGCCCGCCGGCCGCCUGAGGAUGUUAAGCACCAUGCAGUUGCCGACAAAUACAAAGCUGGGAACAGAGUUCUCCGUUAAUAUUACCUACAAAGUGUGGUCCAUUGUCCGAGCUAAUGCACGCAGACCAGACACUUUCAACGUGGAGUCGCUUGAGCGAUGGCGUGAGCUGCCAGAGGAAGUGGUGGGUGCUGCUGAAGCUGUGGCCAUGGAGAAACCCGAGGAAUCCCGCCCCGUGGAGAAACCGUGGAAGUGUGGUGACUGUGGGAAAGGCUUCCGCGUCCCGUCUGCCCUGGAGACUCAUCGGCGCAGUCACACCGGGGAGAGGCCAUUCCCCUGCACCGACCGCGGGAAGGCCUUCAGACAUUCCUCCCACCUGCUGGCCCACCAGCGGGGCCACACAGGGGAAAGGCCCUUCAGCUGCCCAGAGUGUGGGAAGGCCUUCAGCACUUCCUCCACCCUGCUGAGCCACCAGCAUGUCCACACGGGAGAGAGGCCGUUCAGCUGCCCUGAGUGUGGGAAGGCCUUCAGGUAUUCCUCCACCUUGCGGACCCACCGGCGUUUCCACGCGGGGGAAAGGCCCUUCAGCUGCCCUGAGUGUGGGAAGGCCUUCAGGUAUUCCUCCAUCUUGUGGACCCACCGGCGUUUCCACACGGGGGAGAGGCCCUUCAGCUGCCCCGAGUGUGGGAAGGCCUUUACCCGCGUCUCUGCCUUGCGGAGCCACCGGCGUGUCCACACCGGGGAGAGGUCCUUUAGCUGCCCCGAAUGCAGGAAGGCCUUUACCGACAUCUCCUCCCAGAUGAAGCAUCAGCGGAUCCACACGGGGGAGAUGCCCUUUACCUGCUCUCAGUGCGGGAAGGCCUUCAGCACAUCCUCCCACCUGCUGACCCACCUGCAUGUCCACACAGGGGAGAGACCGUACACCUGCCCUCACUGCGGGAAGGGCUUCAGGUAUUCCUCCGGCCUGCUGACCCACCAGCGGGUCCACACAGGGGAGAGACCGUACACCUGCUCUCAGUGCGGGAAGGGCUUCACCUACUCCUCCCACCUGCGGAGACACCAGCGGAUCCACACGGGGGAGAAGCCCAUCAGCUGCCCAGAGUGCGGGAAGGCCUUGACCGACAUCUCCUCCCUGAUGAAGCAUCUGCGGAUCCAUACCGGGGAGAGACCGUACACCUGCCCUCAGUGUGGGAAGGGCUUCAGCACAUCUUCCUCCCUGCUGAGGCACCAGCGGAUCCACACAGGGGAGAGACCGUACACCUGCCCUCACUGCGGGAAGGGCUUCACCUGCUCCUCCAACCUGCGGAGACACCAGCGAGUUCACGUGCCAUUGCAGGGGGAGUGAAGGAGUGACGGCCGAGUCCCAUUAUCGACCGGACUAUCCACCCGGUUCCGGGGACUCCCGGGUUCGAAUCCCGCCACGACAGAUGGCAGAAUUGGUAUUCGGUCAGAAAUGUGGAGUUCGGAAUCUAACGAUGAGACCGUUUCAGGGAGGGGGUGGUGUGGGGGAGAAAGCCCCCAUCUGAUUCACUCUCUCCCUUGUUAGGGAAGGGAACGGCCAUUGUGGGAAAGGAUUCACUCGGUCGUUCCAGCUGCAUCCUUUACCCGGUCUGGCCUACACGUGACUCCAGACCCACAGCAGUCUGGUUGACUCUACACUGCCCUCCCCCCACUGGCAAAGGAGCGGGGAGAAACUUACUUGGAGACAGGGUAUGGGUUGAAAUUGCUGAGUGAGGCAAUACUUCCUCCGGGUUACGGCUGUACCAAGGAUCCAAUU
Hemiscyllium ocellatum (epaulette shark) is the source of this 4905-nucleotide messenger RNA. RefSeq names its product zinc finger protein 850-like. The record is from RefSeq and is a predicted model, not a curated record. NCBI's taxonomy places the organism in Eukaryota, Metazoa, Chordata, Chondrichthyes, Orectolobiformes, Hemiscylliidae. Gene Ontology annotation, cellular component: nucleus. The transcript has 6 exons. Bases 2245 to 4473 code for a protein of 742 amino acids.